AUGCUAGCCACCCAGACCUCUGAUGGAAGUGGUAUCAGUGAGAAUCCAAAUCCAUCCUAUAAUUUGGUAUCAACGAAUGCUGAUGUAGCAGAACUUGUUGAGCUAUUGAAGAAAGUCCCUGCUGACCCGCCUUCACUGUUCAUCGACUUGGAAGGAGUGGAUCUUUCGCGACAUGGAACCAUUUCGCUGCUUCAAAUAUUCGCUCUGCCGCAGAAACAGACUCACUUGGUGGAUAUCCACAAGCUAAAGGAAAGUGCUUUUACACAGGCAUCAGUCAGCGGUGCAACCCUGAAGGACAUCCUAGAGUCCCAUUCCAUCAAAAAAGUCUUCUUUGAUGUGCGCAAUGACUCGGACGCCCUUUAUAGCCACUUUGGCAUCAAUCUGGCUGGAAUACAAGAUCUCCAGCUGAUGGAGCUUGCCACACGGAGGUAUUCGAAGAAAACGAAUUCAUGGAGCUGGAAGGCCACAAAGCAACAGGGACUGGAUUUAUUCGCCCCGGAGCGUGGGGGCAGUUACGAGGUCUUCAAUGCCCGGCCACUUGCCGGGGAGAUUAUACAAUACUGCAUUGAGGACGUCAGGCUCUUGCCCAGGCUGUGGGAGAAGUACAACCAAAAGCUGACCUCACAUUGGAGAAGGAAAAUCGAUUUGGAAGGCCAAAAUCGGGUUCGGGAAUCGCAGUCCAGUACCUUCAACGGCAAGGGGCGCCACAUGACUUUCGCGCCCAAGGGCUGGUAUUGAAUGCUGGCUCGCGGAUGGAGCAUUUCGUUCGACAUCGCUUUCGGAG
This is a messenger RNA of Aspergillus ochraceoroseus IBT 24754, 784 nucleotides long. RefSeq lists its product as uncharacterized. NCBI's taxonomy places the organism in Eukaryota, Fungi, Ascomycota, Eurotiomycetes, Eurotiales, Aspergillaceae. The record is from RefSeq and is a predicted model, not a curated record. Gene Ontology annotation, molecular function: 3'-5' exonuclease activity; nucleic acid binding. The transcript is spliced from 3 exons. The coding region runs from base 1 to 738 and encodes 245 amino acids. Gene Ontology annotation, biological process: nucleobase-containing compound metabolic process.